Molecule: messenger RNA, 1800 nt
Organism: Pollicipes pollicipes
Lineage: Eukaryota; Metazoa; Arthropoda; Thecostraca; Pollicipedomorpha; Pollicipedidae
Product: carboxypeptidase B
Exons: 7
Coding region: 16-1347 (443 amino acids)
Biological process (GO): proteolysis
Molecular function (GO): zinc ion binding; metallocarboxypeptidase activity
Source: RefSeq, a predicted model, not a curated record
CGCCGCACCGUCACCAUGGGUCCGCUCGUGUCCCUGCUGCUGCUGCUGCUGACGCCAGCCGCCGUCCCCGGGCAUGGCCAGGUACACGUGCAGAGCUCGCGCGGCGACACGGGCCUGGUGCCAGCGCUGAGACUGCGGACGGAGCAGGCCGACAACGCGGCCCAGUACGCCGGCUACCAGGUGCUGCGCGUGAACGUCGACAGCAACGGCACUCUGGACCUCCUGCGCACGUACGAGGACAGGCCAGGGGUGGACUUCUGGACGCCUAUCAGCCCGCUGGUGCCCACUGUGGACGUCAUGGUCUCCCCCGACGUCAGGAGCGAGCUGACCCGCCGGCUGAAAGACAGCGGCGGCAGCUACGGUGUCAACAUAGGAAACGUGCAGGACGCCAUUGUCCGCCAGAACCCGAUACCGUCGCCGUUCUACCUGGAGCUGCUCGAGGGGCGCCAGGGCUACCAGCUGACCUGGAAGGCUUACCACCGGCUGGCCGUCCACCACCAGUACAUGGACUAUGUGGAGCACGAAUACCGCGGUCUCUGCAGCACCUUCAGCAUCGGCAUCAGCACCGAGGGCCGCAACGUCAAGGGCAUCCGAUGCGGCCUGGGAGAGCGCGAGAUCUGGAUUGACGGAGGCAUUCACGCCCGCGAAUGGAUUUCGCCGGCCGUCGUGUCCUACCUGGUCAAGGAUUUCUCGGCGACUUCGUACAAGGAGCAGGAUAUUCUGAAGGCGUUCACCAUCUACAUGAUACCGGUCCUCAACCCGGACGGCUACGAGUACACCCACACGGGACGACGCAUGUGGAGGAAGACGCGCUCGCGCACGCCCGGCUCCAGCUGCGUCGGCGCCGACCCCAACCGCAACUUCGGCUACCAUUGGGGCGAGGCCGGCACGUCCACCAAUCCGUGCAGUGACGUGUACCCCGGCUCGCGCCCCUUCUCCGAGCCCGAGACGCGCGGUGUCCGCGACUUCCUGCUCCAGCACAAGAACAAGAUGGAGAUGUACAUCUCGUUUCACAGCUACUCGCAGAUGCUGUUCGUGCCGUACGGCCACGGCACAGAACGCCCAUCCGACUAUGACGAGCUGUUGAGGGUGGCGCAGAAGGGCGCAGCGGCGCUGCAAGCGGCAGGAGGGCCCGCCUUUCGCGUCGGUCAGGCGUCCAGGCUGCUGUACGCCGCGUCCGGCGGCUCCGACGACUGGGCCAAGGCCAAAGCCAAUAUCAAGUACAGCUUCACGUUCGAGCUGCGUGACAAGGGAUUCAACGGCUUCCUCCUGCCAUCGUCGUUGAUCGAACAGAGCGGCCGCGAGACGGCGGCCGCAGUGAAGGCCAUGAUCCGGGCCAUCUUGUGAGCGGCGGACGCACCCGCGCACCGCACACCGCAUCCGCUGAGGGCGGCUGUCGCCGGCGCCCCCUCCCCCCAUCCCUCCCCGACGCAGCGUGGCCGGCCGGUGCCGGGGUACACCAGCCGACCGAGCUCCGCCAACAGGGUAGGCGUGUUCCACUGUUCUGGUAGACGGUGGUGCAUGCGCCAACACACGUUGGACCAAAACGUCUACACGUAUGUGAUGUACGCCUAUGUCAAGACAAGUCCAUACGCGGUAUAAAGAUUACACAAAAGCACACAGAAGCAUGUGAUGGAAAGAACAUUGGGGCAUCUUGUUGUCAUUGUCACGGGGACGAUGCAUUGUCAGUUUUUAGGUUUUGUUUUUAGGUCUUGUUUUGAGUGUUGCCAUCCGUUGCGUAGCAGACAAGCAGUGUAUGGGUUAUGAUUCAGAACAAUACAUUUGAAGUGACAUUACUCA